Eruca vesicaria subsp. sativa (arugula) is the source of this 2180-nucleotide messenger RNA. Lineage: Eukaryota; Viridiplantae; Streptophyta; Magnoliopsida; Brassicales; Brassicaceae. The record is from the annotation of a GenBank genome assembly.
CCCUCAGAAGGAUUUAUAAAACCCUAAAUUUACUCAGCGUUUCGUCUCUUGCUUGUUGAUCAAGCAGGAUAUCUCCAGAGAGAUUCGUACUUCUUCUUCUUCCUUUGUGAACGAUUAUGAUUUUGUUUUGAACAGAUACGAAUAGUCACCACCGAGGAAGAGAGAUUUUACGGUUAAUGUUUCGCAUAUUCAUGAAGAAAACUCGUCGAUGGCAGAGGAUUCUCCUCCUCUCCCUGCUAUCGAUCUCUUUCUUCUCCCCGCUUAUUCUCGUCUCGAAUCGGCUUCAGAGCAUCACUCCCAUUGGUCGUAGAGAAUCUAUUGAAGACUUAUCCAACUUUAGACAGAGGACAAAUGACCUUAGACUUAAUGCUAUUGAACAUGUGGGUGGAGAAGGCUUGAAGGGGCCAAGGCUCAUUCUCUUCAAGGAUGAGGAGUCUAAUGGAAAUGGUGCUGUUAUCAAGUCCAACGAGAAUGAGACAACUAUUGAUGAUCUCCCAAAAACUAAUGGAGAUGAUCUCCAAUACAAGGAGGAAAAAGUAAUGGAUUCACAGCAGACGACAGGAAGCUCUGAUGGGAAGGACCAGUUUCAAACGGUUAAGGAACUUGUUAGUAAAACGGAUUUCAAAACACCUUUAUCCAAGUUUGUAAAGAGGACAAAGGCUCUGCGUGAGGGAGCAAUAGAUAUCAAGAUAAAGGAGAUCAGAGACAAAAUUAUACAAGCUAAGGCCUACCUGAAUUUUGCCCCACCUGGAAGUAAUUCUCAGUUUGUGAAGGAGUUGAGAACUCGAAUGAGAGAUCUGGAACGGGCUGUUGGUGACGUGACAAAGGAUAAGGAUUUGUCAAAGGGCGCUCUUCGCAGGUUGAAGCCGAUGGAGGCUGUAUUAUACAAGGCUAGUCGUGUCUUCAACAAUUGCCCUGCCAUGGCUACCAAACUCCGUGCCAUGAAUUACAAUACAGAAGAGCUAGUUCAGGCGCAGAAGAAACAAGCAGCAUAUCUAAUGGACCUUGCUGCAAGGACCACCCCAAAAGGGCAACACUGUCUCUCCAUGCGUUUGACAUCAGAGUACUUUGCCCUGGAUCCUGAGAAAAGGCAGAUGCCUAACCAGGAAAAUUACAAUGAUCCUAGUCUCAAUCAUUAUGUUGUCUUCUCUGACAAUGUUUUGGCUUCUUCAGUUGUUGUUAACUCCACAAUAUCUUCUUCAAAGGAUCCGGAAAAAAUUGUAUUCCAUGUCGUGACUGAUUCGCUUAACUACCCAUCAAUCUCAAUGUGGUUUUUGCUAAACAGACACAGUAGAGCUACUAUCCAAAUCCAAAACAUUGAUGAUAUGGAUGUCCUGCCUUCUGAUUUUGAUCAAUUGCUGAUGAAGCAAAACUCCAAUGACCCAAGAUUCAUUUCCACCCUCAACCACGCACGCUUCUAUCUCCCGGAUAUAUUCCCGGGUUUGAAAAAGAUUAUACUCUUUGACCAUGAUGUAGUAGUUCAACGAGAUUUAAGUAGACUAUGGAGCGUUGAUAUGAAAGGGAAGGUGGUUGGUGCUGUAGAGACUUGUCAAGAAGGUGAAGCUUCACUCCAUUCAAUGAGCUCAUUUAUUAAUUUCUCAGACUCAUGGGUUGCUGGGAAGUUUAAUCCUAAAGCGUGCACGUGGGCGUUUGGGAUGAAUCUAGUUGAUCUCGAAGAAUGGAGAAGACAGAAGUUGACUUCUACAUACAUAAAAUACUUCAACUUGGGAACAAAGAGACCAUUGUGGAAAGCUGGAAGCUUACCAAUAGGGUGGUUGACUUUUUAUGGGCAAACAUUAGCGUUGGACAAGAGAUGGCAUAUGAUGGGGUUAGGUCGAGAAUCAGACAUCAAAACGGUUGACAUUGAGGAAGCAGCGGUGAUACACUACGAUGGGAUCAUGAAGCCGUGGUUGGAUAUUGGAAUAGAGAAAUACAAACGUUACUGGAACAAACAUGUCCCUUACUAUCACUCCUACUUGCAACAGUGCAAUAUUCAGGCUUGAUCCGAAACAGAUUCCGAUAAUUUAGGUUCAAUUCUUUUUUUUUUUGGCUAAAUCAAGCUUCUCAGCUUCAUUCUUUAACAUUUGUUUUCCUAACAUUCUUUAACUCUUUAUAUUUUCCUAACAUGACAAAUGAAGUUAGACUUAAUGCUAUUGAACAUGUAAGUUGGAAGUUAUUUU